UCAGCAGGAAGUCGCUACGUGGCCUCCGCCUGUCCCUGCGGAGGAGGCGCAGCAGCCGGAGAUGGCGGCCGUGCUGAGCGCAGAGCGGCUGGAGGUGUCCGUGGACGGCCUCACGCUGAGCCCCGACCCGGAGGAGCGGCCCGGCGCGGAGGGCGCCCCGCUGCUGCCUCCUCCGCUGCCGCCGCCCGCGAAAAAGAUGGCAAAGCCUUUCAUCCAACUUACGAAGAAAAGUUGAAGCUUGUGGCACUGCAUAAGCAGAUUCUUAUGGGCCCAUAUAAUCCAGACACUUGUCCUGAGGUUGGAUUCUUUGAUGUGCUGGGGAAUGACAGAAGGAAGGAAUGGGCAGCCCUGGGAAGUACGUCUAAAGAGGAUGCCAUGGUGCAGUUUGUCAAGCUCUUAAAUAGAUGUUGCCAUCUCUUUUCAACGUAUGUUGCAUCCCACAAAAUAGAGAAGGAAGAGCAAGAGAAAAAAAGGAAGGAGGAGGAGGAGCGAAGGCGACGGGAAGAGGAAGAGAGAGAACGUCUGCUCAAGGAGGAAGAGAAACGCAGGCGAGAAGAGGAGGAAAGGCUGAGGCGGGAGGAAGAAGAGAGGAGGCGUGCAGAAGAGGAGAGGCUUCGCUUGGAGCAGCAAAAGCAGCAGAUAAUGGCAGCUUUAAACUCCCAGACUGCCGUGCAGUUCCAGCAGUAUGCAGCCCAGCAGUACCCAGGGAACUACGAGCAGCAGCAGAUUCUCAUCCGCCAGUUGCAGGAGCAGCACUAUCAGCAGUAUAUGCAGCAGUUGUACCAAGUCCAGCUUGCACAGCAACAGGCAGCGUUACAGAAACAACAGGACAUAGCAGUGGCUGGGGCUUCUUUGCCUACUUCAUCAAAAGUGAAUACAACCGUCCCAGGUGAUAAGAUGUCAGUUAAUGGACAGGCCAAAACCCACACUGACAACUCUGAAAAAGAACUUGAGCCAGAAGCUGCAGAAGAAGCCCUGGAGAAUGGACCAAAAGAAUCUCUUCCAGUAAUAGCAGCUCCAUCCAUGUGGACCCGUCCCCAGAUCAAAGACUUUAAAGAGAAGAUUCGGCAGGAUGCAGAUUCUGUGAUUACAGUGGGCCGAGGAGAAGUGGUCACUGUUCGAGUUCCUACCCAUGAAGAAGGAUCUUACCUCUUUUGGGAAUUUGCUACAGACAAUUAUGACAUUGGGUUUGGGGUAUACUUUGAAUGGACAGAUUCUCCGAACACUGCCGUCAGCGUGCAUGUCAGCGAGUCCAGUGAUGAUGACGAGGAGGAGGAAGAAAACAUCACUUGUGAAGAGAAAGCCAAAAAGAAUGCCAACAAACCUCUGCUGGAUGAGAUUGUGCCUGUGUAUCGACGGGACUGUCACGAGGAAGUGUAUGCCGGCAGCCACCAGUACCCAGGGAGAGGAGUCUACCUCCUCAAGUUUGAUAACUCCUACUCUUUGUGGAGGUCCAAAUCAGUCUACUACAGAGUCUAUUAUACUAGAUAAAGUUGUUGCCGCAUCUGGAAUCUAGGGUUGGGCAGAAGGUGGUGUUUAGUUUCUUUUGACUUUUGUGGAGCGUUGGAGUCAAUGUUUACCUGAAAGAUUUUGGUCUGAUGCUUGGUGAACUCUUGUUGGGAAUCAGGAUUUCCUUGAAACUCUUUAGCAUUAAUACUUCGGGGUUAAGAAGGAUUUCUCAGACUCAUCUAGCCUUGGGGUGCUGACCAACAGAAGCACUAGGGGAUGCUAAAGUUCUAUGAGCUGUGUGUUAAAUAGUCAAAGUCUCCAAAACAAAACCUGCUGUUGCUCCACCUGGCCAAUGGGGAGGCCAUUACUCCCUGCUCUGUGUGCUUUAUUGGAACCUGUAGUUCCAGUGCCCUCUGAUUUGAAGUGCUUAUGUGAAUAGUCUGCUUCAGAGGCAGCUGGCUUUGAAGGUCACUAUUACUACAAUUUAAAAACUGAAGACCUCACAGAGUAUAGUAGAAAAAUUGCUUCAAUUUGAUCUUGCUCUGAAUGAUGCAUAUUAUUUUUAUUUUGGGUGUACCUGUUUAUGUUUAGUUCAGAGUUAUAUUACAGAGAAUUAUUUUCUGAAAUAAACUUACAAUAUUCAGGCCCAGUAGUUAGCUGCAGUGUCGGAAUACAGAAAACCCCACAGACAUCCUUCUUUACAGCGCUCAGGCCUUUUCUCCUUACCUAGGAUUCAUGCCACCAAUAGCAAGACAAAACCAGCUAAUUUGUGUUUUGAUCUGGCUUUAUAGAGCAUCUCAAAUUGAAACUUUUCUGCACAAAGUUCAGGAUUUUGUAAACUCAAACUGACACCUACUGAGUUAAAAUAUAUGAAAUUAUUUAAAGAUAAUUCAGUGUUUGGGAAAUAAUAUUACACUAAUACGGAAAUCACUGCCAGAGACAGUCCGUUUUCUUUUCAUUUGUUAACUAAGGCAUAAACCCUACAUAAUUCCAGUUGGAGUUAUUAGAGAGAAUUGGAAACGCUUAUACUCAUGCUUACAUUUUAUAGCUUUAAUCUGUAUUAUGUCUUUAGUCAUGGGAAGAGUUACAUCUUUUUCUUACCGAAAACAAAUAUGGAUUAAUUGCUUCAAAUUUGUGUAAGUGAUAAGUCUAGAGAUUCUUUUCAGAAGGGACGGUGGUAUAGAUAGAAAAUGACAACACUUAGUGUCAUUGUUAUAUGUUGUACUGAAAGACUUAGAUUUUUAAAAUUUGAAAUCAUAAAAUAUUUCUUACAGGAGGGUUUCCAUGAUUGCAGUAUAGUUCACUACAUACUGUUUUGAGUUUUUUGUGUGCUGAAUUUCUUUCUGUUUUUUUUAAUACCUGGUUUUGUAUGUAUCUAACUUUGUUCUCUUUUGGUUGUUCAGAAAACUGUAUUAUUUUUCUCUUAAGCAGUGCUUAAUAUGUGUUUUAAAAUUUUGAUUGCGAAGCAGUCUCUCUGUCCACACUGUUACAUCCAGAACACUGUUAGCCUGUCCCACAGCACUCACUUACAUGUGGUAUAGAAGCGUCAGAGUUGAGCACCUUCCUGGCUUUUUUUUUUUUAAGGAGAAAAAUACUGUAUUUAAGAUGUAAAAUAAACUUUUAAAAAGCAGGCACUAACAUAUAUUUCUUCCACCCUUUGAUUACAGAUUUGUCCUUGCACAUUUAAGGUGAAUUACCUUCAAAAAAAUAUUGUUCUUGGGAGCAGUGUGUUACUUUACAUAGCAGUUUCUGUCACAUGUUAAUAUCAGAACAUUCUUGGUUUUAAACUUUUUUUAUUGCCUUUGGCUGUUGAUUAAUACAGUACAAAUGCAGUUUCAAAAAAAAUCUUGAAAGUAAUAUAUUUAACCAAUUAAAAUGUUUAUCUGUAAGUUGUUGAUGUUUCAUUAAUGUAGUUACUUUCUGAGGCCCUACUACAGUAUAGUAUUGUUUGGAUAGGAUAAAAAGAAUUGUUUUAAGUGAUCUUUUCUGUUUAUAUAGUUGAAAACAAACAAUUUCUGGCUAUUA
Chinchilla lanigera (long-tailed chinchilla) is the source of this 3474-nucleotide messenger RNA. RefSeq names its product acyl-CoA binding domain containing 3 (gene Acbd3). Gene Ontology annotation, cellular component: Golgi membrane. The record is from RefSeq and is a predicted model, not a curated record. NCBI's taxonomy places the organism in Eukaryota, Metazoa, Chordata, Mammalia, Rodentia, Chinchillidae. Gene Ontology annotation, molecular function: fatty-acyl-CoA binding.